GUGGCGGUUCUAAAAUAUUCCUUUUUUUUGUUUAUUUUCUCUCUCUUCACUGAACACUCGUUACACUUGUCUCCUCGUCAAUUCCACUUCAUCGUCCCUAUUUAAUAUUCAUCACUCACCUUUCAAUUUUUUCCCUUUUUUAAUUAAUUAAUUAAUUUCUUCCAUCUAGGGUUUUCAAUUAGGUUCCUGAAUUACGAUUAGGUUCUUAUUUUCAUUUUUCCCUAUUGAAUUUACGACUUAGGGUUUCUGGGUCUACGAAAAACCCUCCUUUCGCGCUAGAAAUCUAGGUUUUAUGGAGCUGGGGUGACAGGGCUAUCCCACUUUGUCAUUCCCGCCCACAAAAAGGAGGUAACUUUACGAACAUCCGAAUGCAUAUGUCGUUUUCGUCAUUAUCAAAGGUCAACGUAACCUGCUACGAUUGUUAUAAACUGGAGUUGUUAUCAUCACAAUGUUGGAUGUGAAUGGUAGUUGCGGGUUUUAUAUCUCUAGUUGUGUUCUCCACUUAGCUGAAUGGCACCCAUUGGAAUAGCAACGUUGAGUAGGGCUUGAAGCCCUGUUUUUACUUCCUCUAUCAAAUUUUUUUAUUUUUUAGGGUGAGAGAUACGUCAAUUACAUUUAGGAUUCAAUCUCCAGAUGCUCAAUAAGACUCUUUCUUUUGCGAUGGGGUGCUGUAGUUGCUUUGGGUUCAUCAGGACACCUAACCGUCAAAGUCAAAGGUCUAAGCCUACUACUAACAAUAAUCUCUGCCAGGAGCCUCUGUUGGAUGAUGAUAUUGAGGAUGAAGAGGGUGAGCCUUUGUACAAUGAUGAGGUUACUAACAAUAGUGGAGAUGAAGGUGCGGAGGAAACUCGUCCCAAGCGAUCGGAAGAAAUUUUGAACUUCAGAGUAGAGAAUGGCAUGAUUUGUAGGCAGUUUCCUGUUAAGGAAACUCGCAAACUUGUUCGCAGCGAGGAUGAAAAUGGGAACAAGAUGAUAAAUGAGUAUAUUCGUGAGUAUAAGAUUGGUUCUGGUAGCUAUGGGAAAGUGGCUCUUUAUCGAAGCUCUGUUGAUGACAAGCAUUAUGCAAUUAAGGCCUUUCAUAAAUCUUAUUUACUGAAGCUUCGAGUUGCACCCUCAGAAACUGCCAUGAUGGAUGUACUACGUGAGGUUCUCAUUAUGAAAAUGCUGGAACAUCCUAAUAUAGUCAAUCUCAUUGAGGUGAUUGAUGACCCAGAGACGGACAACUUCUACAUGGUACUUGAAUAUGUUGAAGGAAAAUGGAUUUGUGAGGGUUCAGGUCCCACUUGUGGCUUAGGUGAAGAAACUGCUAGGAGAUACUUGCGUGAUAUAGUUUCUGGAUUAACAUAUCUCCAUGCUCAUAAUAUAGUACAUCUGGAUAUUAAGCCAGAUAAUCUGUUGAUUACUUGUCAUGGUACAGUAAAGAUAGGGGAUUUCAGUGUCAGCCAGGCUUUUGAGGAUGAUAAAGAUGAGCUUCGGCGAUCACCUGGCACUCCUGUUUUCACUGCACCAGAAUGCAUUUUAGGUGGUGUGAAAUAUGGUGGUAAAGCUGCAGACACGUGGGCAGUAGGAGUUACUUUAUACUGUAUGAUAUUGGGUGAAUACCCUUUUCUUGGAGACACCCUUCAAGAUACAUAUGACAAAAUAGUCAAUAAUCCUUUAGUACUCCCCAACGACAUGAAUCCACCAUUGAAAAACUUAAUAGAAGGACUACUUUCCAAAGACCCAAGUUUAAGGAUGACUUUGGGUGAUGUUGCGGAAGAUAGCUGGGUUAUUGGAGAUGAUGGUCCAAUUCCCGAUUACCUUUGUUGGUGCAAAAGGAAGAGCUUGGGAAUUGAGGACAAUGAUGAGAGCAAUACUGACUAAUUUUUUUUAGUUUGCAUUUAUGUACAGUGGAAAAGCGGUGGUUUUUUUUUCUUUGUUAGACUCUUCACUGGUAUUUUAUGAUUUGAGUCAGUCUUAAAGGAAUCUCAAUUUAAGAAAAUAUAGUUCAUGUAGGCAUGAUAAGUAGCAGAGGCAGAAGAAUGAAUGUUUAUAUUUUUGUGAAAGAAUUUGGUGUCUAGAAGUAGAAACCGAGAGAGGCCUUGUACAAUGAUCCUUACACGCAUGAAAUGAAUUUUGAGCUCUAGCUUCCAGGCAUAGAUAUUCUCAGUUUAAACCUUGUAUGUAUCAUCUCAACAAUUAAGAAAUGGCAACCCCAAAUGUUUUCACUGUCAUGAAACAA
Glycine soja is the source of this 2221-nucleotide messenger RNA. Its product is annotated as serine/threonine-protein kinase GRIK1-like. The coding region runs from base 634 to 1863 and encodes 409 amino acids. Gene Ontology annotation, biological process: intracellular signal transduction; protein phosphorylation. Gene Ontology annotation, molecular function: ATP binding; protein serine/threonine kinase activity. The transcript has 13 exons. The record is from RefSeq and is a predicted model, not a curated record. Lineage: Eukaryota; Viridiplantae; Streptophyta; Magnoliopsida; Fabales; Fabaceae. Gene Ontology annotation, cellular component: cytoplasm.